Vicia villosa (hairy vetch) is the source of this 1319-nucleotide messenger RNA. Its product is annotated as GDSL esterase/lipase At1g29660-like. Gene Ontology annotation, molecular function: hydrolase activity, acting on ester bonds. Bases 12 to 1103 code for a protein of 363 amino acids. The record is from RefSeq and is a predicted model, not a curated record. The transcript has 5 exons. Lineage: Eukaryota; Viridiplantae; Streptophyta; Magnoliopsida; Fabales; Fabaceae.
CCUAGAGAAAAAUGGCAUUUGAAACUAAAUUCUGGUUUGUUUACCAUCUUUGUCUCUUGGUUGCAUGCUACAUGCAAUAUUGUGUCAAUGGAGAAUCAUCUCAAGUGCCUUGUCUUUUUAUAUUUGGAGACUCUCUGUCUGAUAGUGGAAAUAACAACUAUAUCCCAACAAGAGCAAAAGCUGAUUAUAAUCCAUAUGGCAUCGACUUUCCCCAAGGCCCCACUGGAAGAGUUACCAAUGGAAAAACACGAGUUGACAUAAUUAGUAAACUACUUGGAUUGGAGAAACUCAUCCCACCAUUUUUAAACACUAUUGGCUAUGAUAUAAUGAAAGGUGUUAAUUAUGCAUCAGCUUCGGCUGGAAUUCGUAAUGAAACUGGAAAACGUACAGCGGUUACUAAUAUUGACUUUGGACAGCAGAUUGAAAAUCACAAAACUAUUGUUACUCAAAUUGCUGUAAAGCUUGGAAGUAAAGAAAAUGCCAAACAAUAUCUAAAAAAGUGCCUGUAUUAUAUUUAUAUAGGCACCAAUGAUUAUGCAUUAAAUUAUUUUCAACCCGAUCUCUAUAAUACAAGUCGCAUGUACAAUCCCGAAGAGUAUGCCAAAGUUCUUAUUGACCAAUAUUCUGUUUAUGAAAAGGUUUUGUAUAAUCUUGGAUCAAGAAAAUUUGUGGCAGUUGGGCUUGCAAAAAUAGGUUGCACUCCAAUGAUCCUUGCUAGUAAUCCUACGAAUGGAUCAUCAUGCGUUGAAAAGCUAAAUGAUAUUGAAGCAAUAUUUAGUCAGAAGCUUGAAUCUCAAGUAGAGAAGUUCAAUACCGAAUAUCUUGAUUCCAAAGCUAUUUUUAUAAAUACUACUGCUAUCAAAAUAGACCGCUCUCUUGGUUUUACCAAUUUGAAUACAUCUUGUUGUCCAAUGAAAUCUGAUGGAUUUUGUGUUCGUGGCUCAACACCAUGCCCAAAUAGAAGAGAGUACAUUUUUUAUGAUGGUAUUCAUCCAACAGAACAUGUUAACAACAUCACUGCAACAAAAUCGUACGAUAGUAAUAAUAAUCAAAAGAUAGCUUCUCCAUUGGAUAUUAAGCGUCUCGCUCAACUCCCGCUUUAAAAAUAGUACAAGUUACAACAGAAUCCUAAAAUAAACUCAAUUUGUUUGCGUUACCAAAAUAUAAGCUUACUUUAUUAAGUGUAAGCAAAUAAGCAAUCAAAUAUUGAGUAUAAUAAAUUAUGAUUGAUGUUCUGAUCCUUCAUGUUGCCUUUGUGGCUUAGUUUGACCCAUCUAAGAAUUGGUUCUUGCUAAAUGUUAUAAUUAAUGUUAAAUAAU